Molecule: messenger RNA, 2481 nt
Organism: Oppia nitens
Lineage: Eukaryota; Metazoa; Arthropoda; Arachnida; Sarcoptiformes; Oppiidae
Gene: Hsp83
Product: heat shock protein HSP 90-alpha-like
Exons: 2
Coding region: 207-2375 (722 amino acids)
Biological process (GO): protein stabilization; cellular response to heat; protein folding
Cellular component (GO): protein-containing complex; cytosol; perinuclear region of cytoplasm
Molecular function (GO): ATP-dependent protein folding chaperone; ATP hydrolysis activity; ATP binding
Source: RefSeq, a predicted model, not a curated record
UUAUAUAAGCCGAGGGUUUGAAUGCAUUGAAAAGCAUUACAAGUAUUGAAGCGAUCGUUGAAUACACGACUCAAGCAUUCAUUCAUUCAAUCGAUUCAUUGAUUCAAAGCAUUGAUUCCUUUCUAUUCUUUGAAUUCAUUAAUUGAUUCAUUGAUUUAAUUAUUUAUCAUUUGAUUUGAUUUGUGUCUCAACUUAUUUGACACGAAAUGCCGGAAAACACCGAAACCGAGACCUUUGCCUUUCAGGCAGAGAUCGCACAACUCAUGUCUUUGAUUAUCAACACUUUCUACAGCAAUAAAGAGAUCUUCUUAAGAGAACUGAUCUCCAACUCGUCUGAUGCGUUGGAUAAGAUCAGAUACGAGUCAUUGACUGAUUCAACCAAAUUGGACGCUCAGAAGGAGCUGUUCAUUAAGAUUAUUCCCAAUAAGAAUGAGAAGACAUUGACAAUCAUCGACACCGGUAUUGGUAUGACUAAAGCCGAUCUCAUCAAUAACUUGGGAACUAUUGCUAAGUCGGGCACCAAAGCCUUUAUGGAGGCUCUUCAGGCCGGAGCUGACAUCUCUAUGAUCGGUCAGUUUGGUGUGGGUUUCUAUUCGGCGUAUUUAAUCGCCGACAAAGUGACGGUUUACUCGAAACACAAUGACGACGAACAGUACGUCUGGGAAUCGUCUGCCGGCGGUUCGUUCACUAUAACUCCCGAUCCCGGAGAACCACUCGGCAGAGGAACCAAAAUUGUCUUAAAUCUUAAAGAAGAUCAAUUGGAGUACUCUGAAGAGCGACGCAUUAAAGAGAUCGUCAAAAAGCACUCGCAAUUCAUCGGUUAUCCAAUCAAACUGUUGGUUGAAAAGGAAAGAGACAAAGAAGUGAGUGAUGAUGAAGAGGAAGAAGAGAAAAAGGAAGAGAAGAGUGAAGAAGAAAAGAAAGAGGGCGGAGAUGAAGACGAACCUAAAGUAGAAGACGUCGAGGAUUCAGAUGAGAAAAAAGAUAAGAAGAAGACAAAGAAAAUCAAGGAAAAGUAUGUCGAAGACGAGGAAUUAAACAAAACUAAACCACUUUGGAUGAGAAAUCCCGAUGACAUCACUCAAGAAGAAUAUGGCGAAUUCUAUAAGAGUCUGACUAACGAUUGGGAGGACCACUUGGCUGUCAAACAUUUCUCAGUCGAGGGACAGCUAGAGUUUAGAGCACUUAUAUUUAUCCCAAAGAGAGCGCCAUUUGAUCUCUUCGAGAACAAGAAGCAAAAGAACAACAUUAAGCUUUAUGUCCGCCGAGUAUUCAUUAUGGAAAACUGUGAAGAAUUGAUUCCCGAGUACUUGAACUUUGUUAAGGGUGUCGUUGAUAGCGAAGAUCUUCCACUAAAUAUUUCACGAGAAAUGCUUCAACAAAAUAAAAUUUUGAAAGUAAUUCGCAAAAAUCUGGUUAAGAAAUGUCUUGAAAUGUUCGAAGAAAUCGCAGAAGACAAAGAAAAUUAUAAGAAGCUUUACGAACAGUUCAGCAAAAAUCUGAAGCUCGGUAUUCACGAAGACGCCCAAAACAGAAAGAAAUUGGGAGAUCUCUUGAGAUACUAUACUUCGGCUUCUGGUGAUGAGGUUUGCUCUCUUAAAGAUUACGUUUCGAGAAUGAAGGAAAAUCAGAAAAGUAUUUACUUCAUUACCGGCGAAUCGCGCGAAACGGUUGCCAAUUCUGCUUUUGUCGAAAGAGUACGAAAACGUGGUUUCGAAGUCGUCUAUAUGGUUGAGCCCAUCGAUGAAUACUGUGUGCAACAACUCAAAGAAUACGACGGAAAGACUUUGGUUUCGGUUACCAAAGAGGGACUCGAAUUGCCCGAAGACGAGGAAGAGAAGAAGAAACAGGAGGAAGACAAGAAGAAAUUCGAGUCAUUGUGUAAAGUAAUGAAAGAUAUUUUGGACAAAAAAGUGGAGAAAGUAAUCGUUUCUAACCGAUUGGUGUCGAGUCCCUGUUGUAUAGUCACGAGUCAGUACGGAUGGACCGCUAAUAUGGAGCGUAUUAUGAAAGCCCAAGCAUUGAGAGAUUCGUCGACUAUGGGUUAUAUGGCGGCUAAAAAACAUUUGGAGAUCAAUCCGGACCACUCAAUCAUCGAGACAUUGCGCCAGAAGGCAGAGGCCGACAAAAAUGACAAAUCAGUCAAAGACUUAGUUAUGCUUCUCUAUGAAACUUCUCUCCUGACUUCCGGCUUCAGUCUGGAGGACCCGCAAACACACGCCUCCCGUAUUCACCGAAUGAUCAAAUUGGGUCUCGGAAUAGAGGACGACGACAUUCCAAUGGCCGAAUCGAGUGCUGCCGCAGUCGCUGAUGACAUCCCACCGCUUGAAGGCGACGACAAAGACGACACGUCGCGUAUGGAAGAAGUGGACUAAAAAACUAUUCGCAACUCAUUUUAAUUACUUAAUUGCUUUCAAAUUCAAUUAAUUAUUAUUAUUCUAAUGUGUAUUAUUAUUAUUCAUAUUUGUUUGCAAUAAUUUA